This is a messenger RNA of Ustilago hordei, 1716 nucleotides long. Its product is annotated as putative HAS1 - helicase associated with Set1p. The coding region runs from base 1 to 1716 and encodes 571 amino acids. Gene Ontology annotation, cellular component: nucleolus. Gene Ontology annotation, molecular function: nucleic acid binding; ATP binding; RNA helicase activity. The record is from RefSeq and is a predicted model, not a curated record. Gene Ontology annotation, biological process: maturation of LSU-rRNA from tricistronic rRNA transcript (SSU-rRNA, 5.8S rRNA, LSU-rRNA). Lineage: Eukaryota; Fungi; Basidiomycota; Ustilaginomycetes; Ustilaginales; Ustilaginaceae. The transcript has a single exon.
AUGGCGCCUCACAAGAACGAAGAGGUGGAUGCUGAGGCCGAGCUCGCCUCUCAGCUUGCCGCUGAUGUCGCCGCUGCCGAGUCUUCCACAAAGGCAAAGGCAUCAUUAUCAUCACCUUCAUCUUCCAGCACACCCGCCGUUGAGCGACAGCCAUUUUCGACCCUUGACCUUUCCGAGCCUACACGCAAAGCCAUCGAGACCAUGGGCUUCAAGACGAUGACCGAGGUUCAGGCUCGUUGCAUUCCUCCUCUCAUGGCCGGUAAAGACGUUCUCGGUGCCGCUCAGACAGGUUCAGGAAAGACACUUUCUUUCCUCAUCCCAGCAAUUGAGAUGCUCCACAGACUCAAAUUCAAGCCAAGAAACGGUACCGGUGCUAUCAUCAUUUCGCCCACCCGUGAGCUCGCGCUGCAGAUCUUCGGUGUUGCAAAGGAGCUCAUGGCACAUCACCACCAGACUUUCGGUAUCAUCAUGGGUGGUGCCAACCGCAGAGCAGAGGCAGACAAGCUGCAAAAGGGUGUUAACCUUAUUGUUGCUACUCCUGGUCGUUUGCUCGAUCAUUUGCAGAACACCAAGGGAUUCGUCUUCUCCAACUUAAAGGCGUUGUGUAUCGACGAAGCCGAUCGUAUUCUCGAGAUUGGUUUCGAGGACGAAAUGCGACAGAUCGUCAAGAUCCUGCCUAACGACAACCGACAGAGCAUGCUUUUCUCGGCUACACAGACGACCAAGGUGCAGGACCUCGCUCGUAUUUCGCUCCGACCCGGUCCUCUCUACAUCAACGUGCACGCCGAUCUUGCAGCAAGUACCGUCUCGCGCCUUGAGCAGGGCUACGUCGUUUGCGAAUCCGACCGCCGCUUCCUCCUGCUGUUCACCUUCUUGAAGAAGAAUGCCGGCAAGAAGAUCAUUGUAUUCAUGAGUUCCUGCAACUCGGUCAAGUACCACUCGGAUUUGCUCAACUUCAUCGACGUUCCCGUCCUCGAUCUGCAUGGCAAGCAAAAGCAACAAAAGCGAACCAACACUUUCUUCGAAUACUGCAACGCACCUUCGGGCACCCUUCUCUGCACAGACGUAGCCGCACGAGGCCUCGAUAUCCCCAGUGUAGACUGGAUCAUCCAGUUCGACCCACCUGAUGACCCUCGUGACUACAUUCACCGUGUCGGUCGCACGGCACGUGCAGGCAAUGCUGGUAAAUCGCUUCUCUUCCUUCUCCCCUCCGAACUUGGCUUCUUGCGUUUCCUAAAGGUGGCCAAAGUUCCUCUCAACGAAUACACUUUCCCCGCCGACAAGGUCGCCAACGUCCAAGGUCAGCUCGAGAAGCUCAUCAGCAAGAACUACUACCUUCAUCAGUCAGCAAGAGACGGUUACCGAUCCUACCUCCAAGCGUACGGCUCUUACUCCUUGAAACGUAUCUUUGACAUUCACAAGUUGGAUCUUACAAAGGUGGCAAAGGCAUAUGGAUUCGCUGUACCGCCCAAGGUCAACAUCACGAUUGGUACUGGGUUGAAGGGGUCAGCGUCGAGCAGUGCGGGUGGGAAGAGGAAGGAAGUGGAUGCAGAUGGUGAGGGCGGCGAUGAUGAUGAGAUCAACCCUAAGAGGCAACAGGGUGACAGGAGGGCGUAUUACCGCAGGAACCAUCAGAACGGAAGCGGAAAGGAUCACUUCCGAAAGUCAGGUGCGAAUGCGAUGGGUAACAAGGACAAAAAGCAGUGGUCGCGAUAA